AUGUGUCAUGAUGUUCGUCCUUGCAAGCACCAUGUCUUUGAUCAGGUUCGGUGCCUGGUGUCACGUCUGAACAUGUCCGCUUCAGGGUUAUUUGAGACCUAUCUCCAAAGCCAAGGGCCCCCUUUCACAGAGAAGAAUCUGGACGUCUUUUGUGAACCUGACCACGCGUUUCCUCCGUUUGUCAGCCGGGCCAGCGAGAAGAAGGAAAUCGUGAUCAACCUCUACAAGAUCUUUGUCUUUUUCAACGCCUCCUUGGACAAUAUCACAAAAGAUCAGGAAAUCCUUCACAGUGACAAGGAAGACUUGCUACGGCGACUCAGAAACACCACCAACAAUACUGGUGGCCUUCUGGCUAAUCUCACCUGCCUGCUCUGCUCCGAGUACAAGGUCGACCACGUGGACGUGACCUACGGCAACAGUUCCAGCACCAACAACUUUGAGAAAAAACGACAAGGGUGCCAGAUACUCCGGAAAUACAAAAAUGUCAUCAGCCACGCUGCCCAAGCUUUGGGACACUGCCACCACAAGCAGACGUGAUACUAAACUGUCCUCCCUGGCUUG
This is a messenger RNA of Python bivittatus (Burmese python), 561 nucleotides long. It is a transcript of the gene LIF, whose product is annotated as LIF interleukin 6 family cytokine. Gene Ontology annotation, cellular component: extracellular region. The record is from RefSeq and is a predicted model, not a curated record. Gene Ontology annotation, molecular function: growth factor activity; cytokine activity; leukemia inhibitory factor receptor binding. Gene Ontology annotation, biological process: immune response; positive regulation of cell population proliferation; leukemia inhibitory factor signaling pathway. NCBI's taxonomy places the organism in Eukaryota, Metazoa, Chordata, Lepidosauria, Squamata, Pythonidae.